CAAAGCAGCGCAGGAGCGGGGCCGGCCCGGGGGAGGGAUGCGGGGGGGGGGGCCGUGCCGAGCCGUGCCGAGCCGUGCGGGGCCGCGCCGGGUGAUGUCAGGCUCGAGGAGGAGCCUCGGCCGCCUGCCCUUUUACUUUCGGCCGCCGGCACUUGGCCGCAGGCUGCCGCCGCUGCUGGCCGCCCCCCCCCCCCCCCCACCCCACCGGGCGCUAUGGGCACCCCCCCGCCGGCCUGGCCCCGUCCCCCGGCGAGCAUGUGAACCCCCCUUCGUCCUCCUCCUCCUCUUCCUCCCCGUCCCGUCCCCAGCGCCAUGCCGGCAGCCUGCACCCUGCUGCUGCUGCUGGGGCUUGGGCUGGCCCCGCCGGCCGGGUCGCUGCCCCUCGCACCCCCUCCUCCCCGGCGCCUUCCUCCUCCUCCUCCUCCUCCUCCUCCUCCUCUUCCAUCGCCCCGCAGCCGCCUCGGCCGCCCCUGCUCGCCGCCCGCCGCGGGACACGCUGGCCGCCACGUCAUUGACAGCCAUCAGGUGAGGAGAAGUUCGGACACAGCAAUGAGGACUUCCAGCUCUCUUGUGGGUGACGUGGAGCUUGUGACGAUGCUGGCCAGCAGCAGGGAGCCAGGGGCACACCAUUUCGGUUCCCCCACCAGCACUGAGGCUUUCCCCCUGCCAGGAGCAGGGGGCACAGCAAGCAGCCCCCCUCCUGCUGUUGGUAGCCGGGUGAGAGGCAAGAGGGCGCUGCCUUCUCCUGGAAACCCUGCAGACACAGAGACGAUGAUGACAGUGGGGGCAGCCUGGUCCUCGUCCUCAUCCCCAGCUUCGCAGGCCCACAGGGUGCUCCCCAGCACCCCUGUGCCUGGCUCCCCGGGGCAGCCCUCAUCCUCCCACCAUGCUCCCAGCACCCAGACUGGUGUGAGCAGUUCCAUGCUGCACUUGGAGGAUGCCACGGGGAACUCUGCAAGCCCUGCGCUUACAGCAUUGCCGGCCUCCGAAAACACUUCCAGAGCCGCUGGAAGCAGCUACCAGCCGUCCAACAGCUCAGCAGCAGAGAAGAGAACUUGGGGGUUUCACACCACCAGCACUUCCAUGUCCACGACAGCCACCAGAGGUGCCGGGAGGACGUUACGGUCUCUGCCAGCCAGCAGCAGACUGGCCCAUGCAGCAGAGAUUUCCACCUCUGGUACAGAAACCAUCGCCUCUCCAGAGCGGACCCGGUCCCCUGGGCUAUCUGUGGGAGCAGAAGCUGGUGGUGGCAUGGAUGCCACUGUACCCUCCACAGCCCCACUGCUCACCAGCUUGUCAUCGUCUGCCUCGGGCAGCGCUGCCACGUCUUUUCACAGCAGUCAUGGACCCAGGAGCAUCCCAGCCACAGGAGAGGCAAUACUGCACUCAGAAGUGCCCCUCGCACUCACCAGUGUGGCUGUGGGGACACUGGGGUCCCCCUCAAGCUCUGCGACCAACCCUGACCCCAGCAGCAGUUUGGGACAAACCUUGUCCUCCUCGGUGGCCAAGGCACACCAAACUGAUGGCUGGCAGGGAGACACAGACCUCACUGAGCAUCCCCAGGAGCUCACCAGCUUGCUGUCUGCCUCUGAACAUGUUUUUACAGGUAUCAGAAGCAGCCACCAACCAACUGACACAUCGACAGCAGAGAAAGAAACCUCAGCUUCCUCUACCACCAGUGCUUACGUUUCAGCCACAGCCACCGGGAGUGGAGGGAGGCCACCGAGGUCUGUCACAAACAGCAGCCGAUGGGCGACAGAAGUCUCUGCUCCCAGCAGUGGCGUGUCCAGGACCUCGGGUACCAUUGGAUCCUCACCUGCCUCUCCUGUAAGAGCGACCUAUGGAGCGCAUGGGGCCAGAGAGACAACAGGUUUCAGCCAGACUGUGGAAGACCCUUUGCUGCCACGUUCUCACUCUCCUGCAGAAGUUCCUACAGCUACUGGAAGCAGCCUUGCAUCAUUCAGUAUCCUGACAAUGGAGAGGAGAACUGAUUUUGAUGCCACCAGCUCCUCCAUGUCCACGACAGCCACCAGAGGUGCCGGGAGGACGUUACGGUCUCUGCCAGCCAGCAGCAGACUGGCCCAUGCAGCAGAGAUUUCUACCUCUGGUACAGAAACCAUCGCCUCUCCAGACCGGACCCAGUCCCCUGGGCCAUCUGUGGGAGCAGAAGUUGGUGGUGGCAUGGAUGCCACCGUACCCUCCACAGCCCCACUGCUCACCAGCUUGUCAUCAUCUGCCUCGGGCAGCGCUGCCACAGCCAAAGGAGCUAUAACAUCAGCCAGGGGACAAAGCCUGCCUGAUACUCCUCUGACUAGCAUGCCCAGCUCGGUGACAGCCACCAGUGGUGGGGAGAGGGCUGUGGAGCCCAUGACGGACACCAGCACAGGCAGCUCUGCUCCUGCUCCAGCCAGCACCAGCUCCCUGGACAUUGUCCUUCUGCUGUCUUCAGUGACAGAGCCCAGGAGGCAGAGAGAUAUUUCACAGAGCAGUGCUGACCUCAUUGAGCUUCCAACAAAGCCAGUGCCUGUAUUUCCUCCUGGUGUUUUGGUACCUUCAUCCUCACCAAGUGCUUCAGUUCCAGAGAGAGGGCAGUGGAUUUCUGGUGUUCCUACUGAGACUACAUAUGUCUUGACUGUGCUCUCCACCCGUGGGGAGGGGACACCUCGGGGUGAAACUAACCGCGGCACGUGGAGCACGGAAGUGGAAAGCCCCACAUCCCACCCGGGCACAGCUGGGGAGCCCCACUCUGGCCCUCUCCCAUCCUUCCCAGCAUGGUCUGGAGGGGGACAUGUCUCCUCUGACUAUGCAGGGUACACAGAGCCCAAGGUCACCCUUUCAUCCAGAGUCUCCACCUACUUCUCAGCCUCCGGUGAACCUUCCACUGUGGGAAUCAGCCAUCAUUCCCCCAGCAGCUUGAGUACGGAGGAAGAGAUUUCCAGCCCCUACACCGAUCCCUCGUACCCUUCAGCCACAUUAGCUGGUGGUGGAGAGGGGACACGGGUGACAAGCGGUGAUCUGGCCCAUAGCACAGAGAGCUCCGCUUCCUACACAGAGACCGCCAGCUUUUCAGAACCGAUUUGGCCAGCAUCAGCAGACCAGAGUGGGACAGUCAAUGCCUCAGUUGGCAGCAUGGGCUUUGCAACAGAGACUCUUUUCACACAUUCUUCUGAGAUAGCCACUGGUUCGUCUUUCCAAAAUGACCUCACAAGCUUUUCAAGUAGCCAUCAGCCAGUCAGUAGCAUCGAUGCCGAGAAAAGGACUUCAGUUUCUCAUACAGAUGGCACAUACAUUUCAACCACGUACACCAGAGGAGGAGAAAGGACCCUCCUGUCUAUCUCAAAUAGCAGCACCUCUGCUGACUCCUCUGAAAGUUCCACUUUUUUUUCAGAAAUUUCCAACCCUUCUGACUCAUCAAAAUCUUCUGUGGCCCAGGACAGGCGGAGCAACGUAUCCAGCGAUGGCAGUUUUGUUGAGCCAUCUACGGAGCCGUUGUUGGUGCACUCUUCCCAGCCAUUGACUUCUGCUUCUGUAGGCAACACACAAAAUACGACUCUCUUUGACACUGACUUUGAGGUGUUGCCCACUGGCAGAUCAUCUCUGUCUUCUUCAGCAUUUCCACCCUCUUCCUCAGCGUCACCACUGCGUCACUCGCUCACAUCAACACCACCACCAACUUACCUGUUGGCAACAUCAGAACCACCUGAGAUGCUCUCGUCCUCUGUGAUGGCAUCUUCAGCCCCUCUGCCAGCUUUAUCGUCCUCUUUGUCCACUUCCUCACUGCUUUCCUCAUCGUAUUCGUUACCAUCGUUACUGCCUCUGUUUUCAUCACCAUCAUCCAUCUCACAGUCCGACGACAGUGGUCGAAUAAGCACCCCUGUAGCUACGACGGCGGUCAGGCGGGUGCCCUCCACGGCCGCUGUGGCUGGCAGCUCACCCAGGGAGACCAGCAAGCACAGUGGUACUCGACAGCCCCCAAACACCACCACCUUCACCUCCACCACAUCUCCCCCGCUCCCUACGACGCCCAUGGAGCUGCUCGGUGGCCGCAUCGCGUCCACGCCUGUUCCCACAGUGGUAACAGAGAACACCUCACCGAGAGCUGCCACAUCCCAGGGGGGCACUGCUGGGAAGGCACCGCCACUGCUCACCACAGCCAGCGAAGCCCCGCAGGCAGUGCUGACAGAUGCUCCCCUCGGCACCUCACCAAGUGCAACAAGCCACGGCGUCAUCGUCCCUGCAGUCGCAUUGACCACGGUGAAACCCAUUGCGCUGACAACACCAGCCAGCCACCGGCCAACCCUGACUGAUGCUAGCACCGCAAAAACCCACAGAGCUCAAACAACUGCUGCCACUAAACACGUUUAUACCCCUGGUGAAAGGACGGAAGCUAUGGAUCUCACCACUGCCGUACCUAGUAAAGUCACCAAGGAAAACAUCCCUGCUACGAGUCCUCCUGAAGCCCCUCCAACCAUUAAGACCACUGUGAGCGUAAGAACUACUUUGGCUGCUACCAAACGCACAACCAUCCCUCCACCAAGUAGCACAGCUGGUGUGAGGACAUCUCCAGCAACAGAUGUGGAUAGAUGUCUUUCCAACCCUUGUCCCGCAUUGGCCACCUGCAACAACACCCAUGGCUCCUAUGUCUGUCAGUGCCCUCUUGGAUAUGAGCUGGAAAAAGGAAAGUGCAAUUUGGUAAGAAUAUUCAUCGGCCAGGUCCCCCUGAAACCUAACGUUACGAACGGGAAGUACGCAGAUCUCAAGCAAGUGGAGGGUGAAAUCCUGGCGAUGCUGGAUGCCUCGCUGUCAGGCUUGCCUGGGUACCACCACUCCACAGUCAAAGCCACCAGGGAGGCAAAUUUUGUGCAUGUUUCAGUGCAAUCCACGUUCUCUUUAGCAUCCAACGUGACUUUCUAUGACAUUGUCGGCAGCGUGCAAAGCUACAUUCGGGCUUGCAAAUCCUCCUCUGAUCCCUGCCAGUUCAUCUCCAGCUUGAAACCACUCCACAGAGUUGGCAGCUUGUGCAAGCAGAAGGACCCUGAAUGCGACAAGGAGACGUCUGAGUGCACUGACUUCGAUGGGGUUGCACUCUGCCAGUGCAAAAGCGGGUACUUCAAAUACAACAAGAUGGACCAUUCCUGCAGAGCCUGUGAAGAUGGAUAUAAGCUGGAAAACGAGACCUGUGUGAGCUGCCCCUUUGGCUUAGGAGGGUUCAACUGUGGAAACCCAUACCAACUCAUCACUGUGGUGAUUGCGGCUGCAGGAGGGGGACUUCUACUUAUCAUGGGCAUAGCGCUGAUUGUCACCUGCUGCCGAAAGAAUAAAAAUGACAUAAGUAAACUCAUUUUCAAGAGUGGGGAUUUCCAGAUGUCACCAUAUGCUGAAUAUCCAAAGAACCCCCGAGCACAAGAGUGGGGCAGAGAGACCAUCGAGAUGCAGGAGAACGGAAGCACCAAGAACCUAUUGCAGAUGACAGAUGUGUAUUACUCGCCAACUGGACUGAGAAAUCCUGAACUGGAAAGGAAUGGACUUUAUCCUCCCUACACUGGUUUGCCUGGAUCUCGACAUUCAUGCAUCUACCCUGGACAAUACAAUCCAUCCUUCAUUAGUGACGAAACCAGAAGAAGAGACUAUUUUUAGUAGAGGGAGGGGAAGACUGACGCAAAUUGGCUCUUGAUCCCCAGGUACAAUGUGUCUCCUGGCAGUUCAGCCCACACCAAUCUUACUCUUCCCAUAUAACAGGAUGAUCUUUGAACUCCAUGCCAAGCAUUGCUGCCCUGAGGAAUGGCUAUGCUUCCUGAGCAGCAGUGAGGAAGAGGAGGAGGAGGGAAUGGCUCAAUGUGCACAUCAGUAAAAGACCCAAGUGGAAGCUCAUGCGUGUACUCCGGUUUUGUUCUGUGCUGCUUCUUCACCCUUUAUGCUACACAGCAAGCAUCAAUAAGUACAGGCAGAUGAACUGUGCCCAGCACCCAGUGAAUACCACUAGGGAGUGUUUUGUUUACAGAUCUUGUUCACUGUUGACUGUGCUCGUCUUCUUGGCCAACCUUUAUGCAAAGAUUCACCAUGUGACUGGUUUUGGUAGGACAAGUUUGUCCACCCCAUUUCCCCUUGCUGCAUUGCUUUUUGCUUCGUAUGUGACAGGAAAUUGGUUUGUCCUCUGCCCCUUACCUUCAUACUGGUAGAAGUUCUCCAAAUGGCCGGGCCCUUGCUGAAGGCUGGUGCCUGGCAGUGUUGGCUGAAUUCAUGGGUUGAUUGUUUCCAAGGACUAGGGGAAGUUUAGUCAUACAACUGCAGUUCAAACUGAAAACAGGCACAGUUGAUUGUGCUGCUCUGAAAACCUAUGUAUAUAGGAAAGAGUCCGCGUAUGUUGUUGUUUUGUCAGCCAGUGUGGUUCAGAAGUGAUGACACUACACAUCAUCACAGUGCUUCUGCAUAGGAUCUUAUGAGGCUGUUUACUUGCAGGGAUUUAAAGGCUUAUAAAAACAGUGAUAAAAUGUAAAAUACUUGCCCACAAGGAAGAAAAACAUGAGCUGGGAAUUCACCGUGCCUCUUACGUGGAACUCAAGGAAGGAGCAGUAAGGCUAUGUCUCUGGCUGGGCAGGUGGCACGUGAGUUCUGGGCACUGGGUGGGACGUAGUUUUCAGCCCUCCAUAGCCACCUUGACUUCAGGAGGAGC
Oxyura jamaicensis (ruddy duck) is the source of this 6673-nucleotide messenger RNA. It is a transcript of the gene HEG1, whose product is annotated as heart development protein with EGF like domains 1. Gene Ontology annotation, molecular function: calcium ion binding. Gene Ontology annotation, biological process: heart development. The record is from RefSeq and is a predicted model, not a curated record. The transcript has 21 exons. The coding region runs from base 313 to 5637 and encodes 1774 amino acids. NCBI's taxonomy places the organism in Eukaryota, Metazoa, Chordata, Aves, Anseriformes, Anatidae.